UCCUCCCUCUCCCAUUCUGAGCUGGGUUCCUUUCCAGAUCGAGCUUGGGAAGCCGCGCGAAAGGGAGCCGCCCGCCACGAUGGAGCUCCGGAUCCCGCGGGGAAACUCUCGCCGCCCGGAGGAGGGUCUCUGAAACCCUGGAGAAGGAGCCCACCCACUAGAUCUCCUUCCCCGCCGGAGAAGAAAGGGAGGAGAGGCAGAAAGAGGAGGGGAAGGCGAAGGCGAGCCUGUCUUCCUGUCUCCCUUCCUCCGUGACUCCGGACACGCGUGAUUCCCCGUGUCCGCCUCCAUCCUCGGGGAAGACAUGCCCCGCCGCCCGGAUCCGAUCUGAAAAGAAGAGGAAAGCGUCCAGAGGGUGCCUCUUGCCUCCCUUUCCACGCGGGAUCGUGUCUUUGGGGAAAGGAGCCUUCCACAAGGGAGGCUGGAGCGCGGAAACCAAACAAAAAAGGAUCUUUUGUGGAUUUUUUCGCAAUAUAUAUAUAUACUUACUCAUCUCAGCCACCCGUCCAUUCUGAUUCCUCUUUUGGGUCUCUUGUUUUGCCCUUCCGAUGCCGGGUCUUGCAUCCUCCUUUGAAUGAGAGCAUCCCCUUGAGUCGGCCCCACAGCGAAGGAAGGAAGGAAGGAACUCUGUCUCGAUGGCUGGGAAAGCGAGCCAAGGCUGGCUCCGGAGCUGGUGGGCGACCGGCCUUUGCUUGGCAGCGCUGGGCCCCUUCCCAGGUCUUUGGGCUCAGAUGGUGCUUGUCAACGACACCGUCUCUGGCUUCAUUGGGACCAGUGUCAUCCUCCACUGCAGCAUGACCAACCCUUCUCCCAAUGUGAAGAUCACCCAGGUCACCUGGCAGAAGGCCACCAAUGGCUCCAAGCAGAACGUGGCCAUCUAUAACCCCAACAUGGGCGUCUCCGUCUUGCAGCCGUACAAGGAGAGGGUGACUUUCCGAGAUCCAUCCACCAAGGAUGGGACCAUUCAACUCUCACGCCUGGAGCUGGAGGAUGAAGGUGUUUACAUCUGUGAGUUUGCCACGUUCCCCACCGGCAACCGGGAGAAUCAGCUCAACCUCACCGUCCUGGCCAAACCAAUAAACCGCAUGGAGAGAACCACCAGGCCACUUAUUGCCAGGUCCGGCAUGACCGAGAAGAUUGUGGUGGCCACCUGCACCUCCUCCAAUGGGAAGCCCCCCAGCACCGUGACGUGGGACACCAAGCUGAAAGGGGAGGCCGAGUUCCAGGAGAUCCGCAACAACAAUGGCACCAUCACGGUCAUCAGCCGCUACCGCCUCCUGCCCAGCCGCGAGGCCCAUCGACAGCAGCUCAUGUGCGUGGUCAACUACCAGCUGGACCGCUUCACCGACAGCAUGACCCUCAAUGUGCUGUAUGAGCCUGAAGUGAGGAUCGAUGGCUUUGAUGGAAACUGGUACCUCAACCGAAAGGAUGUGAAAUUGACCUGUAUAUCGGACGCCAACCCUCCGGCCACCCAGUACCAGUGGAAGUUGCUCCCACAGACUAAAGUAGGUAUGGAUAGGAUGAACGGUUCCCUUCCUGACAAUGUGGAGGUGCAAAACAGCACUCUGUUCUUCAAGGGACCAGUGACGUUCAACCUGGCGGGGACAUAUGUCUGUGAGGCAUCCAACACCAUCGGCACACGCUCUGGCCUGGUGGAAGUCAAUGUCACAGAAAAGCCAUUGCCCAGAGCAGGGGCAGGGGGCCUCUUGGGCAUCUUGGGCAUGGUGAUUGCAGCCGUCCUCAUUGUUGGUGUUGCCACAAUAGUCUUUGUUGUCUACCGGCGACAGCAGAAGAGCCGCACAGAAGCGGACCAUGACCUGAUGGACCUUCCCCCCUCUCACAAACCUGCUCCCCCACCUCCCAAGAGGAAGCAAGACAUGAAAAGUCACCUGACGGCAGAAGAUAUCCAGGUUGUGCACCUGGACAACAUGAAGGAACCUGAGGAGGAGAUCCAGAAGUUGCCACCACAGCCCCCCUACUACGACAUGGCUGCCACUGAGCCUUCCCCUCAAUCUGACAAGAUGAACUUUAGAAACUGUCACUCAGAGAUACCGGAUGCGGGUGAUUACCUGACCUGUCGCUACUCCCGCGAAGACCAGUAUCUGACCAAAAUUCCGUAUGUCUAUAGUCCCUUGUCGUAUCUCCCAGAAGGUGUCCAUCCAUCCAACCACACCAGCACUUCUUUCUGCUGCCCACCUCCGGGUUCCCGGGCUCCUUAUAUUUGUCCCAAGGAGCAAUAUGUCUGAAAGGAGGACACACCACCAAGCAAAGGAGGAAAGCGUCCUUCCCACAGCUUCAACUUUCAGACAUCAGCCAAGGCCUUUUUACCCCUUCACUUUUGUCUAGUGUGUGUGUGUAUGUGUGUGUAUGGACCCUAUUUGAUCCUCAUCCCUUCAUCCUUAAUUUUUUUUUACUUUGUUGAUGCCGUUGUUGAGAUGUUUUGGUGCAUUUGUACUUUCCAUUAUCAGAUGGCUACAGUCCUAAAUAUAUUUACAAGGAAGUAUGGCUCACUGAACUCAAUGGGAUCUGCUUCUGAGUAAACAUACCUAGGAUUGUGCCAUUAGCUUCUGCCUUGUUUGUUAAGAAACAUCCUUUUGUUGUCCCUUGUACAACUCCCAUUCAUCCCUCAUCUUGUCCCACCAUCUUCUCGAACUUUGAGCCUUCCCGUACCGAAAAAACGUUGCACUUUUGUGCAUCUCUGCGUAUAUACUACUGCCCCCGUACUGGAUGGAAUGUGUCGGACUUCACUUAUCCUCUUUUCCGCCAUUUUUCACAAUUUGCACUAUGGCUGAACAUCAAGCGAGCCCUAUAUGCCACUUGCGAACACCCCAACCAAAAUGGACAUGUCCUGUUCCUCUCUUUUUCCGUACGUAACACUGUACGUCCCUUGUGAUUUUGGAGCCCUGAGUCUGCAUGCAUUUCAUCCAUUCAUGGAAAUAAGAACCCUGUUUAGAGGAAUGCAACCGGACACCAUGCAAAGAUUGUCAAAGAGGAAGUUCUGGUGAUUUUCUCCAUGCUGAAGAAUGGCUUCAGGACUUUACCUUCGACCCUUUUUCAUCCCUAGUUUUUUUUUUCAAUUCCCAUUUGUUUGACUCCAGAGGGAAUUGAAUCCAGAGAGUAUGGACAGAGAAUGUAAGACGGUAGCACACAGGAGUUUGAUGGAAAACCAUUCCUUUAAUCUGGGACCACAAAUGAAAAGCCCGGAAUUAGAAAGAGAAAGGAUAUAGAUAGAUAUAGGCUUUAUUUUUUAUUCUUUUCUAUUUUUGUUCAGGGAAAAACAAAGGAAAAUCUCUCAGUUUUGCUAUGCACUUUUCUUUAAUUGGAAUUCAGAAAUAAAACUCAGGCAGGUGUAAAAGAAGGAGGUUUUUCUUUUCUUUUCAGGAAACCUCCUUGCCCUUAACGAAGGAUGAAAGCCAAGACAGGACUGAACCUUGGAAGUUUUGUUUUCUUUUCUAUUUUCUUUUGGUUUACUUUGGUUUCCUGUUAUCAAUGCAAUGAGCUUUUUUGGGCUGGCAUGUUUCUAUAUGGAACGUACAGAAGCUGUUGGGAUCAUAUGCAUGUUCCUACAACCUCUGGUUGUUAUAUAGAUAAGGAACUUCAUCUCCACCACACUCCUUGGUCCAUGUGCAAUAUAGGACUGUAUGCAUGAGGAGAAGGGGUGCUGAAUAAAAAGAGAGAGGAGAAGUCUUGGAGAACCAACAUGGUUGACAAGAAGUCUUGGAGAACCAUGGUUGACAAGUCUUGGAGAACCAUGGUUGAUCUUGGACAACAAGGAAGUCACAUGGAAUGGAUCCAUCUUUGCAAAGAAAUUUAUCUGUAGUUGAGAUUGUCUCCCUUCCCAACUUAUUUGGUGUAGCCAUCUGCCAGUGACCCACAAGGACAUUGGCAUAAUGGGCAUUCAUCCCUAAUCUCAAGAUUCAGUAUCCACAGGAUGGAGAAGACCUGCGUGAUGGAAGCUGUCUCAACCUAGAGUCAGAGUUUAUUUUUGUACGUUCGGUUGGAGAAGGCUAACAUUGCUCAAUGCACUUUGGAUCCCCGUGUACAUUUCCAUGCACUUUGGAUCCUCACGUUGGGUUUCCCCUCACCCUCCAUUUCCCCGCAUCCUAUCGAAGGUUUAGCUUGGUCAGCCCAGCAUCGACACGCAAAGCUAAACUAUCUUCACACUACCUCAGCCAUUUCCUGCGAGCUUAAAGACAAAAAACACAACCACAAGAAGCCAAGAACCAUGAAACCAAGAGCAAGAUGGCAGCACUUCCUGCCAACACUGCCAAGUCCAGGCUUAGAGCAUGGUUGCCUGAUGCUGUGACAACAUUUCCUGUCCAGGGCAGGAUGUGGGCAAGCCAUCUGAGGCGAUGUCAAUAUCAAGACAAAAAAAAAGGUGCUGUCAGCUUCCCCCCGUCACCACCCCUCUCUUCCCCGAGACCCUCCUCAAGCGACGAAAAGGGAGCCAAGCCCUUCCUCACCCAAAGAUGGUGGCAACAUUCAUGGUCAUAGUGAAGGCUAUGUUGGCCACAGUGUGGAAUGUUCCUUUUGGGAAGGAGAAAAGAUGUUUAUGAACAUAUGUUAGCACUUUAAAUAUAUGGCCCUGAAUUAAAUCCCAGCUGAAUUGAAGUCAUUCCAAA
This is a messenger RNA of Anolis sagrei ordinatus, 4622 nucleotides long. It is a transcript of the gene NECTIN1, whose product is annotated as nectin cell adhesion molecule 1. The record is from RefSeq and is a predicted model, not a curated record. Lineage: Eukaryota; Metazoa; Chordata; Lepidosauria; Squamata; Anolidae. Gene Ontology annotation, cellular component: adherens junction. Gene Ontology annotation, biological process: heterophilic cell-cell adhesion; protein localization to cell junction; homophilic cell-cell adhesion.